Messenger RNA from Haliotis rubra (blacklip abalone), 1343 nucleotides. RefSeq lists its product as uncharacterized. The record is from RefSeq and is a predicted model, not a curated record. Lineage: Eukaryota; Metazoa; Mollusca; Gastropoda; Lepetellida; Haliotidae. The transcript has 6 exons. Bases 59 to 1057 code for a protein of 332 amino acids. Gene Ontology annotation, molecular function: carbohydrate binding.
CAUACACUCGGUCUACCCAUCCUUAGAACUGGUACAUGAACGUGAGAAACUAAAUAGGAUGGAAGUAUCAAUCAGCCAUAUGGUUAUUCUUAUUUUGAUGGUUUUGAAGAAGUCAGACAGCUGCUUUAACGAUACUUCAGCUGUGCAGAAUAACAAGUACAUGGAACACCAGGUGUUCAGGCGACUCAGAAGUAUUUCAUUAUACGCCUGUGCCUCUGAAUGUAUCAUGUCAUCCGCCUGUCUGUCCUUUGCUUUCGAACCUCUGACACAAAUGUGUCUCCUGAAUCGAAACAGCAGUGCAGAUGUCGACGUUGUUCCUCAUCCAAGCUUAAUCUUUAGCGACAUUGAACGCUGGCCUAAGUCUCUGUCUGGGGGAUGUGCUGUCUUGUCCUGCCCAUUGGCAUCUAGGUGCGAAGUAGAUCGACUUGGCAGUGCCACGUGUGUUCCAGAGUUUCAAGGAUGUGGUCAACCUCCAGAGGUCACUGGGGCCAGCGUGAACUUCGACGGCCAGUCCGAGGGGGACGUGGCAUCUUACACAUGCGGUCAGAACUUCAAGGUCUGCCAUGACGUGUCCACCAGUACAUGUCAGUCCUCCGGACAGUGGGAGAAUAUAACUGGUCUCUGUGGCCAGAUGAAGGUGGUCAAUCCGGUUUUGCUUAAACCAUAUUCAGUUCCAUGUCGGCCGUCAAGCAAUUUCAGUGUUCGUGUUGUAGGAGAACCGACUAAAGAUACAAGAUGGAGCUUUUCCCUGAUGGCGGAAGACGAUAUCCUCAUAGCUGUAGAGUUCCGUAUUAACAUAUUUGGUCAUGUGGACACAUUGACUAUGAGCUCUAGGUUUAAUGGCGUUUGGCAAUCAACGGUCUUCAUUCGAGAUGUCCGUACGAAUCUGGGGCAGGAAUAUGAGGUCCAAGUCACUCUGGACAAUGGAAUAUACAAUGUUGCACUCGAUGGAACAAGCAUGUACAACUUCACCGAGCGAGUUGCUGGAGCUCAACCGGCAACUAUACACGUUGAUCAUGACGGAUAUUUUCACGUCAUUGAGUUCCUUUACUCGUAAGAUGACCCGUUAAAAGCGUCUACAAGACGGUUGUCAAGGAUCAAGAACAUAUUUUUAGAUAUACUUUAUAGACGUGUUUUACUCUGUAAUGUACUUAAUUAAUGUCAACUUGAUGUUUUGCACAAGGGCUGAUGAGACUAAAAUGACUUUGGUAUUGAAGUAGAAAUAUCAUUAGUAAAGUUGCCUCCUGCCAUUCAUCUGCCGUGAGAUCGAACCGUCUACGUAAAUGAGGUGAGGUGAAGUGAAAUUGGGUUUAACGUCGUGCUUGAAAAUAUUUCGCUCAUAU